This is a messenger RNA of Colias croceus (clouded yellow), 2671 nucleotides long. Its product is annotated as major facilitator superfamily domain-containing protein 6. The transcript has 10 exons. The coding region runs from base 226 to 1947 and encodes 573 amino acids. The record is from RefSeq and is a predicted model, not a curated record. Lineage: Eukaryota; Metazoa; Arthropoda; Insecta; Lepidoptera; Pieridae. Gene Ontology annotation, molecular function: transmembrane transporter activity. Gene Ontology annotation, cellular component: membrane.
AGAUUGUGAGAUUGGGCUACCUACGUCGUUGACUGUGUAAACAAAAACAUUAAUAUUUAAAUUCAUUUUGGAGCUCAGGCAUUUUUGUUAAACGAUGCUGGAUUAGAAAGUAGUUCGGCCACUCUGUAGUUCGUUAGUGAUUAGUGCGUGUUAAUGGCGUAAAUACAAAAAAGGAAUGAAUUGCUCGCUUUGUUUAAAAUUGUAAAUAUUUUGAUUUUUUUAAACAUGAAGUUAAAAGUGGACAGGGGUCUCCUCCCCGUGAAGAUACAUUUUUUCUUUUUCUUUGCGGCGUUGGGACCACUUUUGCCUCAGAUGAAUGUAUUCGGGCGGCAGCUAGGCGUGUCGCCCGGAGUCAUGGGCAUGGUGACGGCGGUCCUGCCCCUGCUGUGGGCAGCCGCUAAGCCCCUGUUCGGAUACGUCGUGGACUUCUGGCCGAGCCACAGAAAACUAGUCUUCAUGCUACUCAUACUGGUCAUGUCGGGAUCGUACUGUUGUCUCUGGUUCCUGCCGAUGCCAGAAGAAACGAACGACAGAGUUUUAGAGUCCGUAUACAGCCUCAACGAUACGAUUUUUCUAAAGCCCUACGACGAUAAAGAGCAGUUGAACAAAUUCAACUGUCAUUGGAAUUGCUCCACAGAUGAUAAAUUCAAUGUGUACCUGUCAAACUCAUCGUACAUUAGCACUAUGUAUGUGGACGGAAACGUGGCUAAUACGUCUUGCUCGCUCUUACACAUGCAAAUGAAUAGCUUGCGAGAGGGAGACAUAACAUGUCUGCCAGUUAAGAAUUGUAAUUUGUUGUGUUAUGAAGAGAACUUUAAUAGAACUAAAAGGGAAGAUAGGGGAUUUGAGAGUUUUAAUGUCACUAAUGGAAAUGUAAAAGUUGUUGAAAAUGAGGGUAGUUUUUACGUAACGGCCACGUUUUGGGCAUUCGUCGUUCUGAUGUGCGUGGGGACGGUCGCGUUUAAUGUUGCCAAUUGCAUCGGUGAUGCUGUGUGCUUUGAUGUGUUGGGGCCCAACCGGGGCUCCCAAUACGGGGCCCAGCGAGCGUGGGGCACCGCCGGUUACGGUAUUACCGCUUUACUCGGCGGCUGGCUCAUAGAUAUGUACUCGGGGACAUAUAAGGAUUUCACGCCAGCGUUCAUUAUAGCCCUAGUGGCUACUGUGGUUGAUCUGGCCAGCUGUAGGGCUUUGACGCUACCCUCACUAUCGAGUCCCGAAGACUCCGGCAAGGCGCUACGGGAAGUGUUGAAAAUACCGCGUGUUGUUGUUUUCAUCAUUUUCGCGGUUGUAGCGGGGACUUUCGAUAGCUUCAUCAUUUACUAUAUGUUUUGGUUUCUGGAAGACCUAGCCGAACAGACGGGAUCCAUGGCGCAAAUAAAACUGAUAGAGGGCGCUGUUGUAGCCGCGCAGAGUUUCAUAGGAGAAUUAUUGUUUUUCUUCUUUUCCGGAAAAAUAAUAGACCGUUGGGGUUACGGUGCUACGAUGACGUUUUCACUUUUCUGCUACGGCAUCAGGAUGAUAUUCAUCUCUUUCAUACAGCAUCCGUGGCAUUUGGUGUUUAUUGAAGGUAUAAUGCAAGGGCCGACAUACGCGCUAUGUUACUCUACAAUAGUAGGGUACGCGGCUCAUGUAGCACCCGAAGGUUAUUCGGCCACCGUACAAGGGAUCGUGGCGGGAAUGGAUGAUGGAGUUGGUUUUGCACUGGGGUCUCUAGUGGGGGGUCAGCUAUACGCGAGUGCGGGGGAGAGGGGCUCGUUCCGUAUACUCGCGGGGGUUGCUUUGAUAGCAUCAGUAUUACACGCGGUUCUGUUCAAGUUCGUUACUAGGAAACGGGUUGUUAAGAGACAGGAUGUGACGCAAGAGGAAGGAGAGAAAAUGUUGCCAAUUCAACACAAUAACUCUAUAUAUAGAGAAACCGUGUUGCCAGCUGAUAAGACUGAUAGAUAGUGCUGUAUCGAUAUUGAUGCGGUUCCCCAAUGUGAUAGCGUACCUCAAUUUUUUGAUGGAUUUUUUAAAAUAUACGUAUUGUUGAAUUUUCUAGGUUAAAGAGAAAGUAUUAAAACUUUUGUAUUUGUGAAAAAGCAAUAAUUUUUGUAAGUAUUUUGGCAGUUUUUAUAAAACUUUGUAUAAAUUAAGAUGUACGCCAUUUUAUUUUGUUUGUAUUAACUACGAGAAAAAACUUAUAUUAUUGUAAAAUAUAAUAAUUAUUAUUAUUCUAAGAGCUUUCAGAUAAAUAUAUAGAAUAUGUGGCUGUGUGUUGGUUGGUUCACAAAUGUCAUAGAAUCAUCACAUUUUGAUCAUUUUUUUCAUUAAAAUCGGUUCAGCAGUUCAAGAGAUACGAAUCAAAAUAUUAUUAUCUGAUAUGGAAUUUUUCCAUAUUGUUAACCGUUGUUACCAUAUUUGAGGCUUUAAAUAUUUUUGUUGAAAUAUAAAGUAUUUUUUUUAAUAAUAAUAUCAUUUUAUUUUAUUUUCAUGAUGUAAAAAUAGAAGAUUUUUAAAGAAAAGAGAAUUAAAGAUUUUGGUUCUUGAAACGCGGGUUCAAAUCCCGCCAAAAAGUGCCAAAUUUUCGUUAUUUAAAAAAAAAUAUUUGUUUACCAUUCAAAUAUUAAUUUUAAUGUCAUUAUAAUAUUAAUUAUUUAUUGUAUAUUAACGGUCUUGCUAAUAAAAUGUU